CAGCUUGAUAACUAUUUUGUUAAACACUCGAAAAAGUAAGGGAGAAACAUGAAGUGCUUAUCUCCCAAUGUAGUGGGUCUACUGCAACUUGAGUAGCUCCUCUUUUAUGAGCAGACUCCAAUUUGUCUAUGUUCCUCCAUCCGAGCAGACGCAGGUUGGUGUCUCUCCCCGUGGGGCCGCUGCUCACUGCUGCUUUAUGCUUUGCUUGUGGAAUUAUGGAUUUUUUCGAUCUUGGAAAAAAAAAUUAAAAUCGAGUGUGAUGCAUUUUCAUUUAUCCACUCCUCUGUUCUUUUCCUACGCUAAUUGGUGUUAGCUGGCUGUGAGAAAACGGGACUGAACGUGGACUUUUUUUUCCCCAUUGAGUAUAUAUGGAGUCAUUGGAAGUUCUGAUAGAAGUCUAAAAAUAGAGUGGGUAGGCAAACCCUGUGAAAGAGAUAAGGAAAAAGAAGGAGGAAAGGUGAAGUGAUGAGCAGUCAUAUACGGACGCUGUCUUUUAAAUUGAGUUUGUUUCCAAUUCAUAGUUGGCAAUGACUCAGGAAGGUCCAAUUCUAUUUCAGCCUUUGUAAAGGAUAAAAUAAAAGCAAAUGCAAAAGUUUGCCUGCCUUUUUAAUGAAGCCUGGCUGAUUCAGAGCACAGAUAGGCUGGUGAGUGCCACUUUGUUCUUUCUUGUCAUUUGUAUUUUGUGUUUGGGUAAUUCUCUGUUCAACCUCAGUCUAGACUGAAAGGUUCGGAUAAGCUGUUGAGAAAGUUAGGCUUAUUUUGAUUUUAGAGGUUUGACUGAGAGUCAUGAUAUCAGACUUGGGUUUUCCAGAUUUCGGGCUUGUAAAACAAAACAAAGCAAAACAAGACCCUUAGUCCUAGGCGAGUUUGUUAGGAAAUCACGGAAAAUAUAUUCCUCGUAUUGACGUGUGAAGAGUUACUGUCUAAACUUGGAAGAGAUUUUUCCUUAUGUUGUGAGACAUACAAACCCAAUUAUUUUUAUUUGUCCUUCUUUGAUCUGAGAGUUAACUUCUUGUUAAUGUAGAUUUCAGGCUGGGAGUACAGACCAAAGCUGGAUUGCUUACCUUCUCUGGACCAAGUUGUUCAAGGCCAGGGAUUGAUUCAUUAAUUAAAAUCAAUGUAAAUGGAUUUGUAAGCCUCCUGUAACAGAUUAUCUUAUUAGCAACCACACAGAGCAGCCUGUGAUCUGUGAGGAAUGUGUUUGUUGCCCUAGGUGAAAUAGACCCCGACUGAUGGACUCUUUGGGGCUACUUUAUGAAACACCCAGUGGCUUUUGUGAGGAAGGACUGAGCCUUGCUUUAACCAUUACACCGAACCGCUUUACACCGAACUGUCUCUUCCUGUGGAAAAUUACUUUUAAUACGUUUGCCCCAGAAAGCUUCCGUUCUGUGUAUGUGUGUUCUGUGUGCCCUGGCAAUGGCUGUGUCUCUCUCCCACCUUUGCCUCCAUGAUCUCAAGGGGGUAUUCGUGUAUUGGCCAGGUUGACUUGCCUGUUUCCAGGUAAGAUUCCUGCCGAGAACCUUCCUCUGAAGAGAAAAGGAAGAACCAGAAAUAAAUUUCCAUUUGAUAACAACAAAAUGCUUUUUUCCUCGACCCAAGCAACCAACAAGCAAGCUACAGAAAAGACAUUUAUCUGUUAUUUGAGGAUCUGGCUAUACAGCUGUGCUUCCUUGGAGUGAGGAUAAGAAGACAAGAUGGUUCCUUUGGAAAACCUUGUGGCUUUAACAAAGAGCUGCCUGAACAUACCUGGGAAAGAUAAAUCCUUGUGCUUCAUGGAUGAUGCUUGGCCCCGGCAUGACCUAAGGCUGAGAUGCUGCACCUGUCACCUGUUGGCUGUGGGGACAGAUUCCUCACCUCUCAGGGUUUAUUUGCUUGAAAAGACUCCAGGCUUCGGCUUGGAAAAUCCAACCGCCAAAAUUGAGCCCAGCAGCUGGAGCGGCAGUGAGAGCCCUGCCGAAAACAUGGAAAGAAUGAGCGACUCUGCGGAUAAGCCAAUUGACAAUGAUGCAGAAGGCGUCUGGAGCCCCGACAUUGAGCAGAGCUUUCAGGAAGCCUUGGCUAUCUACCCACCAUGCGGGAGGAGGAAAAUCAUCUUAUCAGACGAAGGCAAGAUGUAUGGUAGGAAUGAAUUGAUAGCCAGAUACAUCAAACUCAGGACAGGCAAGACGAGGACCAGAAAACAGGUGUCUAGUCAUAUACAGGUCUUAGCAAGAAAGAAAGUUCGAGAAAUUCAAGCCGCCAUUAAGGUGUCUAGUCACAUUCAGGUUCUUGCCAGAAGGAAAUCUCGUGAUUUUCAUUCCAAGCUAAAGGUAACAAGCAUGGAUCAGACGGCCAAGGAUAAGGCCCUGCAGCACAUGGCUGCCAUGUCGUCGGCACAGAUCGUCUCGGCCACCGCCAUUCACAACAAGCUGGGGCUGCCUGGGAUUCCACGCCCCACCUUCCCGGGGGCGCCGGGGUUCUGGCCAGGAAUGAUACAAACAGGGCAGCCAGGAUCCUCACAAGACGUCAAGCCCUUCGUGCAACAGGCCUACCCCAUCCAGCCAGCAGUCACAGCCCCCAUUCCAGGGUUCGAGCCUGCGUCAGCCCCAGCCCCCUCGGUCCCUGCCUGGCAGGGCCGCUCCAUUGGCACAACCAAACUUCGCCUGGUGGAAUUCUCAGCCUUCCUUGAACAGCAGCGAGACCCAGACUCGUACAACAAACACCUCUUCGUGCACAUUGGGCAUGCCAACCAUUCUUACAGUGACCCAUUGCUCGAAUCAGUGGACAUUCGUCAGAUUUAUGACAAAUUUCCUGAAAAGAAAGGUGGCUUAAAGGAACUGUUUGGAAAAGGCCCUCAAAAUGCCUUCUUCCUCGUAAAAUUCUGGGCCGACCUAAACUGCAGUAUUCAGGACGAUGCCGGGGCUUUUUACGGUGUAACCAGUCAGUAUGAGAGUUCUGAAAAUAUGACAGUCACCUGUUCCACCAAAGUAUGCUCAUUUGGGAAGCAAGUAGUAGAAAAAGUAGAGACGGAGUAUGCAAGGUUCGAGAACGGCCGAUUUGUGUACCGAAUAAACCGCUCCCCGAUGUGUGAAUAUAUGAUAAACUUCAUCCACAAGCUCAAACACUUACCAGAGAAAUAUAUGAUGAACAGUGUUUUGGAAAACUUCACAAUUUUAUUGGUGGUAACAAACAGGGACACACAAGAAACUCUCCUCUGCAUGGCCUGUGUAUUUGAAGUUUCAAAUAGUGAACAUGGAGCACAACAUCAUAUUUACAGGCUUGUAAAGGACUGAACAUGGUUAUUUAUAUAUAGAUAUCUGUAUAUAUACACACACACACACACACACCCAUGUGCGCACACACACACUGUCUCCAUUAUUGAAUGACUGACUGUAAACCUCGCCACAGAGGGGUGUGCCCUGGCCCUGAGGACACCCUGACUUUUUCUAAAUCCUGUUUGAGUGAAGUCAUUAUUUUUUUCAUGUGUUCAUACUAUCAUUAUAGCUGUGAAGUUCUGGUACAGUUGUAAAAAGAGAAAUCUGAGUGGUUUCUAUGUGUUCUUCACAUCCGCAGCCCACAAUUCCUCGGGAAAAGGUGACCCUUAAGAACCUGGGUCUCCUCUGUCUGCAGAGACCCGUUUCUAAU
Messenger RNA from Mirounga angustirostris (Northern elephant seal), 3624 nucleotides. It is a transcript of the gene TEAD1, whose product is annotated as TEA domain transcription factor 1. Gene Ontology annotation, molecular function: DNA-binding transcription factor activity, RNA polymerase II-specific; RNA polymerase II cis-regulatory region sequence-specific DNA binding. The transcript has 15 exons. NCBI's taxonomy places the organism in Eukaryota, Metazoa, Chordata, Mammalia, Carnivora, Phocidae. The record is from RefSeq and is a predicted model, not a curated record. Gene Ontology annotation, cellular component: transcription regulator complex. Gene Ontology annotation, biological process: hippo signaling; embryonic organ development; regulation of transcription by RNA polymerase II. Bases 1695 to 3272 code for a protein of 525 amino acids.